This is a messenger RNA of Lathyrus sativus (Indian pea), 852 nucleotides long. The record is from the annotation of a GenBank genome assembly. NCBI's taxonomy places the organism in Eukaryota, Viridiplantae, Streptophyta, Magnoliopsida, Fabales, Fabaceae.
AUGGCACUUUCAAUUUCUUCAUGGAACUUCAUCCUAUUUACCCUUCUUUUCUCUUUGAUUAUACAGGAGAGUUAUGGUAGAAAGAUAAACAAUAUCAUGGAAGUUGAAAAUUCUGUUCAUAAAGAACACAAUUCUCGUGAGGAUCAUCAUCUCUAUCAUCAUCAUCAAAGUCAUAUAGAGCCAGAAUUGAACGUAUUUUUCGUUCCGAAAGAUUUAAAACUCGGAAAAAUAAUGCCGAUUUAUUUCUCCAGAAAAGAUUCAUCAAAAUCUCCAAAAUUUCUCCCAAAAGAAGAAUCAGAUAAAAUCCCUUUUGCGCCCGAAAAACUCCCUCUCCUUCUUGAUUUCUUCGCGAUCUCAAAAGCUUCACCACAGGCCAAAGCCAUGAAAUACACACUCGACCAAUGUCACUUUGAACCAAUGGAAGGAGAAACAAAAUUCUGCGCAACGUCGUUAGAAUCACUAUUCGACUUCGCAAACUCCAUGUUUGGUUCAAUCUCAAAUUUCAAAUUCUUGACCACAAAACAUGUCACAGAAUCCACCGUCCCUUUACAAAACUACACGAUUUCGAAAGUGAAUGAAAUCUCAGUUCCUAAUGCUUUUGGAUGUCACCCUAUGCCGUACCCGUUUGCGGUGUUCUACUGUCAUACGCAAAAGGGUGAUGCAAAUUUGUAUGAAAUUGUUGUUGAAGGUGAAAAUGGUGGAAUUGUUGAAGCUGCGGCGAUUUGUCAUAUGGAUACAUCGAAAUGGGACGCCGAUCAUGUCGCCUUUCGUGUUCUUAAUACUCGGCCCGGAAAAUCUCCGGUGUGCCAUUUCUUCCCUCCUGAUAAUCUUGUUUUGGUUCCUACACCAUAA